Messenger RNA from Solanum dulcamara, 1228 nucleotides. Its product is annotated as agamous-like MADS-box protein AGL66. Gene Ontology annotation, molecular function: DNA-binding transcription factor activity, RNA polymerase II-specific; RNA polymerase II cis-regulatory region sequence-specific DNA binding; protein dimerization activity. The transcript is spliced from 11 exons. Gene Ontology annotation, biological process: regulation of transcription by RNA polymerase II. Lineage: Eukaryota; Viridiplantae; Streptophyta; Magnoliopsida; Solanales; Solanaceae. The coding region runs from base 268 to 858 and encodes 196 amino acids. The record is from RefSeq and is a predicted model, not a curated record.
GUAACUGAAAAAAAAAUUAAAUUGUCAGUAAUAAAUGCACCUGACUUUUAAGUGUAUUUAACUCCCCUAAGUCAGAUUAGGAAGUGGAUUAGCUCUGUCAUUUUGAGAAGUUCUGCUUUGGGCAAACGUGCUGUGCGACAGACGAAGAAUGGCAAAUUCUGCCUCUUUGAUUUUCCCGACUCUCAUCUAUUUAACGUUUCAUUCUCAAUUAUGUAUUCCUAAAUUCAUCUUCAUUGUAUCAAUUGAUCUCCCAGUUUUCAUCAUUUCAUGGGUCGCAAUAAGGUUGAGUUGAAGAAAAUUGAGGAUUCAAUAUCCCGUCAACAGUUCUAUUCAAAGCGCAAGGAUAGCAUUAUAAAGAAGUCAAAUGAGUUGGCUGUUUUAUGUGAAGCAGAUGUUGGCCUUUUAAUGUUUUCUCCAGACGGUGAAGUGACCAGCUAUUCUAGCAAAGAAAGUGUUGAGGAUAUCAUGCUUCUUGUUGUGAACCAGCGACUCAUUCCAAAUCCAAAUGAACAGCAUUUGAUGCAGAGUCUCACACAGUCAAAAAAUGAAGGAGAAAUGGUUAAGAAGAUAGCUAUUGCCGAGGCUCAUGAGAAGAAGCUUAAUAAGCUCAAACAAACACUAAGUGAAGCACAACAGAAAAUAAGGUAUUACGAACCGCAAGUGGAGAAUAUCAGCUCAGUCCAAGAAGCUGAUGCAUAUAAGCAGUUCCUUAUGAGUGCUAUGGAACAGAUUCAACAAUCAAAAGCAAAACUCUUGGGUGGCCAAGAAUUUCUCCAGAGAAAUGAAUAUGCCGCGGUGGCUUCUGUCAACACAGAGGAUACGGCUGCUGCAGGAAACAGUAGGGGAUGGAAGUUCUGAGGAAACAGACCAGAUUGCGGUGGAGAAGUAGCUUCCGUUGUCCAACAGCUACAACAGGAAUUACGUUAUACUAGUUUAUAAGUUAAGAACUUAGUAGAAUGAAUAACUUGCACUAAUCAAGCAAGCAAAAGUAUGAAUAAUGUUGCAUUUGUCUGUUAUUAAUGCAACUUUUAGAGUUCUUGUAUGGCAUCAAAACAUAGGUAUUGUGUUUUGAAAUAGAAAACAAUUUGGUUUGAUUUGGUUUUUGAUAAUUUUUGCAUCCUCCUAGUUCAUAAGGUUUUCCUUAACCUUUAAAUUAGGAGCUAAAUGUACGAGCUCUGAAAAGAUCAGUUUCUUCUAUUCAUUUCGUAAGUGAUCAAGAAAUCUUAAU